AAAAAACGAGAAAUGCCAAGCAUAAUCACUAAACUUUACAGUGUUUUCUUCAAAUACCAACAGAAACACCUUCUACAAAAUCUAUCUGAACAAUCUUUAAUCACAAAUAAUAAACCAAACAAUCCAUUCGGCAUAACUUCAAGAACUCAUGAAUCUUCCAUUGCAAGCAAUCCAAUAUUCACCGAUGGCGUCGCCACUAAAGAUAUUCAUAUAGAUCAUUUCUCUUCGCUCUCUCUACGAAUCUUUCUGCCCGAAUCUGCGCUUUCUUUGUCAUCGAUAAACGCCUCUCGUUACGGUGGCUACUCGCCGCCUUCGGGUAAUAACUUGCGGAGGAAGUUACCGGUGAUGUUGCAGUUUCAUGGAGGCGGUUUUGUUAGUGGGAGUAAUGAGUCGGUUGGAAAUGAUGUUUUCUGUAGGAGAAUGGCUAAGCUGUGUGAUGUGAUUGUUGUUGCUGUUGGGUAUAGAUUGGCUCCUGAAAGUAAGUUUCCUGCUGCUUUUGAGGAUGGGAUUAGGGUUUUGAAUUGGUUAUGUAAGCAAGCUAAUUUAGCUGCUUGUAGAAGAUUAGGUGUUCAAGGUGGAAUUUUUGAUAGUUUUGGUGCUUCUAUGCUUGAGCCUUGGUUGGCUGCCCAUGGUGAUCCUUCUAGAUGUGUAAUACUUGGAGCAAGCUCAGGUGCAAAUAUAGCAGAUUAUGUAGCACAGAAGGCCAUAGAAGCAGGCAAGUUAUUAAAUCCUGUUAAGGUUGUAGCACAAGUUCUGAUGUACCCGUUUUUCAUUGGAAGCAUUCCGACGCAGUCCGAGGUUAAGCUAGCAAAUUCAUACUUCUACGACAAGGCGAUGUGCACGCUGGCUUGGAAACUCUUCUUACCUCAGGAAGAAUUCAAGCUAGAUCAUCCAGCUGCAAACCCUCUUCUACCCGGAAGACAGAUCAUACCUCUGAAAUACAUGCCCCCGACGCUAAUAGUUGUGGCGGAAAAUGACUUGAUGAGAGACAGGGCGAUUGCUUAUUCCGAGGAGCUGCGUAAAGUUAAUGUGGAUGCACCCCUUCUUGAGUAUAAGGAUGCAGUGCACGAGUUUGCUACGCUGGAUGUGCUUUUGCAUACGCCUCAAGCGCGAGCUUGUGCAGAGGAUAUCGCUAUAUGGGUGAAAAAGUAUGUUUCUAUCAGAGGCCAUGAGUUUUCUUACUGAUUCAGAUUAAUUAUUUAUGCUCCCUCUUCUUCAAUUUUGACAUGUUGAAGAGGAUCAGCAUUCUUGCAUAUAUGUGGAAUGUAGCUUUAAUUCAGUUUUUUCAAGCAUUAGGUUAGGAUGAUGUAAAUGCGAGAAUUUUUUUACAUAGUCCUUGUC
Mercurialis annua (annual mercury) is the source of this 1341-nucleotide messenger RNA. Its product is annotated as probable carboxylesterase 16. Gene Ontology annotation, molecular function: hydrolase activity. Lineage: Eukaryota; Viridiplantae; Streptophyta; Magnoliopsida; Malpighiales; Euphorbiaceae. Bases 13 to 1185 code for a protein of 390 amino acids. The record is from RefSeq and is a predicted model, not a curated record. The transcript is spliced from 3 exons.